Molecule: messenger RNA, 520 nt
Organism: Leptopilina heterotoma
Lineage: Eukaryota; Metazoa; Arthropoda; Insecta; Hymenoptera; Figitidae
Gene: Tfb5
Product: general transcription factor IIH subunit 5
Exons: 2
Coding region: 305-520 (71 amino acids)
Biological process (GO): nucleotide-excision repair; transcription initiation at RNA polymerase II promoter; nucleotide-excision repair, preincision complex assembly
Cellular component (GO): transcription factor TFIIH core complex; transcription factor TFIIH holo complex
Source: RefSeq, a predicted model, not a curated record
AUUAAUCUGGAUCCUUUUCUUUUCAAAAAUUGUAAAAUUACCAAUGCAACCAAAUUGUCAGGCCUACCAAAAUUACGAAUCAAAUAAAAAUUUACUGAAUUUAUUACCUAGAAUUCUCAUCACUAGAUGGCCAACUUCCGGGAAAUCGUUUUCAUUUCUUCAAUAUUGUUUUUCUAUGGUGUAAUUUUUACCUGGAUCGCGGCAACAAAACUAUUUAUUUAUAAAAAAUAAGUAAUUUUACUUGGACUUUAGCAAAUUUUUUUCCAUGUACAAAACAAACGGUGAUAUUCAAUGAAUAAACGAUAUGGUUAAUGUUACGAAAGGAAUAUUAGUCGAAUGUGAUGAAGCUAUGAAACAAUUGUUACUGGAUUUAGACGAGAAAAAUGUGCUAGGACGAAAAUUUAUCAUUCAAGAUUUAGACGAACGACAUUUAUUUAUUUCCGCCGAUAUUUUGGAUUUAUUGAGAAAAAAAGUCGAGGAUUUAGGCGGCGAUAUUUCUGUGCCUUCAGGAGAUAAAUAA